AUGGCGGACGCAGAUGAGGAUGCCGUCCGUGGCACUACGGUCGAGGCCACGCAAAUUGAAGUCGAUCUCUCCGACGAAACGCAGGACUUUCGCCUACUGAACCACCUCAAUUUCCUCACCGACACAUCAUCCUCCAGCCUCCCCCGCCGCGGCGAGAAAGACUUCGAGCCCAAUCCAACCGAAUUCCAAGCCGAUGUCCUCUCCGCUUCCCGCCAGGCGAUGCACAAUGCGCUCGCGCACCCCCGUCUACACAACCCAAAGACUCAGGUCAUUGCCAUCUAUGCCCCUGAAGGUCCUCCACCUGCGCCCGCGGUAACCCCGGGCCAGCCCAGUAGGGGCGCGAGUGUCUCGCCGGAUGCAUGUGUCUACGUUCCUUCUCCCAAGGGCCAAUAUUUCAAGAGUAUGGGACAAGCGGAUCGGAAGGGUGUUAUCUGGUUGUUGCCCGAGGAGGCGUUAUACCUGCUUGAGCGGGAGGGGAGUGAGGAGGAGGAGUUGUCGAUUCCGAUGAGUUUGCAGGCGGCUUAUACGUGUCUCAUUGGAAGAGGUGGGUUGACCCUUGAGCGGUUUACGGUCUUCUCGAGCUUGAAGAGGAUCGGAUAUGCUAUUUCUCGAGCGCCGGGGUGGGACGAUUCUACGGAGGUAGACGAUUCGGUCGAUGAACACAGCCGCGAUUCCUAUACGCAGCCUCUCAAGCGCGGCGCAGGUCUCGCCGGUAUCCUGGGAAGCAUCUUCAACUGGAUCAAUGAUCCAAAAUCCACAUCCUCUAUGGCGGCUGGUCCCGUCAUCGGAUAUGGAAUCCAUCGUAAUUACGCUGAUAUUUACAAAAAACUCGCCCUAAUCCCCUGGUACGACCCAACCCUCGCACCCACACGAAACACUCUCAACACAUCCGCCCCCUUCCGCGUAAUCUUCUACGUCUACAAACCCUCAACACCCAUCAAAAAAUCCGCCCUCCCACCUCCAGACUUCCGCAUCGCAGUCAUAAACACCCGCGAACAAACCACCGCCCCGACUCUCCCGGAGCUUAGCGCGCUCCUGGAAAGUACACCGCUUGAUCCACCGCGCGGCGAGAAAAUGGAGCGUCAGAUGUAUAUGCGGUUACGGCAUGGGUAUCGCAAUGUUAUUUUGGCGGUUGUGGAUCAGGGGGUUACUAGUUUCUUGAGGGUGGCGGAUGUUGCAUUUGGGAAGGAGAGGUUGUUUGAGGGUUCGAGUGCGCCGACGGGGCCGAAGAAGGGGGGGAAAUUUUAG
This is a messenger RNA of Penicillium subrubescens, 1248 nucleotides long. Its product is annotated as tRNA-splicing endonuclease subunit SEN54 family protein. Gene Ontology annotation, cellular component: tRNA-intron endonuclease complex. Lineage: Eukaryota; Fungi; Ascomycota; Eurotiomycetes; Eurotiales; Aspergillaceae. The coding region runs from base 1 to 1248 and encodes 415 amino acids. The record is from RefSeq and is a predicted model, not a curated record. The transcript is spliced from 4 exons. Gene Ontology annotation, biological process: tRNA-type intron splice site recognition and cleavage.